This is a messenger RNA of Prorocentrum cordatum, 5047 nucleotides long. Lineage: Eukaryota; Dinophyceae; Prorocentrales; Prorocentraceae. The record is from the annotation of a GenBank genome assembly.
AUGCUCCCAGACAACCAGACGCCGAUGUGCUGCGGGUGCAGCAGCGGGCGUUGCCGCGAGCAGGGUCGCCGGGCCGCGCGGGCCCCCUUGCCCACCCGGGGAUGCGCGAGUGAAGCUGCGGCCCUCAGGUUGGACGACCUCUACGUCGGCCGGGGCUGUGGCCGAUUGUCGGCCAAUCGUUCCUUUUGGGCCAAUCCUGUCAAGAUCUCCCAGGAGAUGCCGCGCGAGGCGGCCAUCGACAAGUUUGCAGAGUACCUCUGCAAUAGUGACGAGAUGAUGAAACGCCUGCCAGAGCUCGGGGGAAAACGGUUGGUGUGCUACUGUGCGACCUGGUGCAGGUGCCACGCCGACCGCCGUGGAGGCGCCGCUGUCUCUAGCGCAGCAGGCAGUCCCGCAUCUGGCGCGGACAGGGAUCGGAUGAAUGACCAAUUCAAAUUCGCGGAGGUGUUCGCUGGCAGCGCCAAGCUCUCGAAUGAGAUGAUGCAGCACGGGUGCGCAGCAGUUCCCAUUCUCAAACUGGAUCUCACGACCAGAGCUGGCCGCGAAGCGCUCCACCGCAUCUACGGCGAUCCAGACGUCGAGGCAGCGUGGUUUGCGCCGCCGGGCGAGACCUUCUGCCGAGCCAGGGAGACACUUAUCCUUAUGCGGCUGCGGAAGGAGAGCCGCCCUGCCCCGCGACCACUCCGCGAUGACCGCAACCCGCUCGGAAUCCCCAGCCUGUCCACAGCGGAUGCCGCCAAUGUCGCGAAAGAGAACCAGCUCGCGGAUGUUGCGGCCGAGUCCGCCGCAACGCUGCGUGGGGGCGGCGAGCUGCGGGCCAUUGAGAGCCCCGCCCGCAGCUGGAUUUGGAAACGCCCAUCUCUGGAGAGGCUGGCGGUGCUGCCGGGCGUCCGCGAGGCGAUCUUCCAGCGGUGCAUGUACGGCGGGACGCGGGACAAGAGCACCAAGAUCUUCGCCAGUUCACGGUGGUUGGCCGACGCCAUGUGUGCGACCUGUGACAAGAGUCACGCCCGCAGCUCUUGGGGGUCAUGCUUUCGCAGCCGCUGGAGCGCGGCGUCGGUCGCAGAGUGCGAGUGCCCGGACAUCGUGCGCAGCGUCGUUGCCAACGCUUUCGACGAGGACUUGUGCUACCUUGCCAGCAAGUACGACGAGGCGCUGUUAGCCAAAAGGGGGGCCAUGGACGAUGGGCGCAACGUGGGCCCGAGCGCGGGCGCGACUCCUCGGAGUCUGCCUGCCCAUCCGCCCUGGGUGCCUGUCGGCCGCCAGAGGUCCAAGCUCGGCCACAACGUCGCCCCGGAGUUCAAGAAGGUCAUUCCCGCGGGCUCACUGAGGACGAUGUUCGACUGCGAGAGCCCAUUGCCCACGCCAUGGAGUUCCACGAUGGCGCCGUCGUGCCUGCUGGGUCCACUCCUUUUCGUUCAGCGAAGCCUUUGGCGGGGGUGUGGCGGGCUGAACUUCGGCGUGCCGUGGGCGCCCCGAGAGAUUUUGGGCCUCGCCCUGCUCGCCAAGCGCCCGUUCGACGCUCCCCCCGCCGUAGACGACGACGUGGCCGCGGCCGUCUUCGACCUCUUGACCACGCCGCUCGGGGACAUCAAGACGAAGCUCGACGCGACGAAGGCGCAGUGGCAGGAUCAAUCGGCAUUUCUCCGCGAUGCCGAGCGUCGCCUGCACGAGCAAAUGCACCCCCGGGUGCAGGGUGUGCUGGGCGGCAAAAACGUUUUGGUCUUUCAGCAUAUGUUCCAGUCCGUGGGCCACGCCGACGCGGGCGUCGCGAGCGACGCGGCGACUGGCUUCAGGCUCGUCGGGGAUUUCGGCUGCUGCGGGGCUUUCCCUCCCAAGCCCUCAGACAAGGUCGAGGAGGGCCGGCCAAAGCGGUGGCUGUUGGGGCAGGCGCCAGCAGUCAGGGCCUCCCUCGAGGCUGCGGCAGCAAACCAGCACCGCGCCGCCGAUCGCCGGAUCGACGCGGAGGUCUUGGAGAAGACUCGCGUCGAGGUGCAGCGGGGCCUCGCGAGUGGGCCGUUCUUGCCUGGCCAACUGGAUGAGGUCCUCGGCCCCCGGUGGGCCCCAAGCCGCCGAUUCGGUGUGGUCCAGGGCGAGAAGGUGCAGCCCAUCGACGACCUCGCGGCGUCCUUCGUGAACGGCGCCGCCACCAUCCGGGACGAGAUCUCCUGGGAAGGGGUCGACGGGGUGGCGUCAGUCGCCAAACUGUGGGCGCGCCUCGUGGCCGGGCCGGAGGACGUGACUUGGACUCUGCAGUCGGGUCGGGUGCUGCGCGGGCGCCACUUGUGGAAAGACGACGUUUCGGUCGGAAAAUGUUUCGACCUUGUGGAGCCGUGCAAGCAGCUGGCUGUUACGCCUGUCGAUUCCGACUGCGCUGUGUUUGCUUGUGCGGACCCCCAGCGCCCGGGCGAAGUGCUGUAUUUCGUUGCGAGCGCCUUGCCCUUCGGGGCCCGGGCCUCGGUGCUGGGGUUCAGUCGAGCCGCGGCCGCCCUCGAAAUCUGUGCCAUCAGGUUGGACAGCGUGCCGAUCACCAAUGAUCUCGAUGACUUCCCGUUUGUGGUGCCGAAGGUCCUCUCCGAGUGGAUGGGGGGGGGGCGUUCCAGGCUUGCGCUGGCGGUCUCGGAUGGAGAACUUCCUCCAGACACGCUGCCUUCCGCAGCGGGGGCAGCGCGACUCGUGGGCGAGCUGCAGUUCGCAUCGCCGCAGAUAUUCGGCCGCUGCGGCGCGGCUGGGCUGAGGCACAUCCGGGGGAGAGCGGACGGCAAGGCCCAGGGGAGAGGCGUGGGUGGCGUGCUCGACGGAGUUCUCCGCUGCUGGCUGGAGUAUCUGGCGGCUGCCAAGCCGCGCGGCGUGCGCCGCCUUGGGGCCUCUCCCCCGCUGGUCCUGUUCACGGACGGUGCGCGCGAACUGGUGGGCGGAGCGGUUCGCGGGGGCAUCGGGGCAGUCCUGGUCGAUCCCGUGUCGAAGUUGGUGGAUGCCUUCGGGCGCGACAUCCCACUUGUCUUGAUGGAGCAGUUGGCUCGCGAGACUGGGCGCGAACAGCUGAUCGGCCAGCUCGAGAUUUUGCUUAUGUUGGCUGCGAGGAUCAAGUGGGCCAGCGUCUUCGAGAAGCAUCCCGGCAGGAGCGUGCUGGGAUUCGUCGAUAAUGACAGCGCCCGCUUCGGGUUGAUCAAAGGAUACAGCCCGUCGCCAACAAGCGUGUGGCUCCUGGGCGAGCACUGGCAGGUGCGCGACCAGGCCAGCCGCGGCGAGGAAGUCCAGGAGGCGAGGAAGCCGAGCCUCAUGCCCCACGCAGAUCAGCCUCUGGCCGCUUCCACGGGGCAGCGGACUGCGAUCAUCGUUGAGAAUGCCUUGGCCCACGGGCGCGAGGACAUCGAAGAGAGGCAGCACGAGAUGCGCAAAGUGCUCAAGAGGAUAAUCCCAGAGAUCGAGGAGGUGUUCGACAAACUCGACAGUGACAGAAGCGGGGUCCUGACAUUCGAGGAGAUCGAGGCUGCGUCGAAUACAGGGGAAUUGGCUCUGCCGGAGGACAUCCGGGAAAUUGUUGAGCCACACAGGCUCCUGGAGAUUUUCGAGUUCUUGGACAUGGACCAGUCUGGGGAUAUCGAGAUUGAUGAGUUCGUCGAUGGCGUCUGUAGCCUGGCGGUGUCCGCUGUGCCGAUAGAGACGACACAGAUCUUGCAGCUGAUCCGAAGGACGCACCAUUCAGUGAUGGCCAUGGAGCUCAUCCAGCGGCUGAGCGCCGGCGAGCAGGACGCGGGCCUGGACGGGCUGCCGCCGCUCGGCAGGCCAGACCCGACGCCGGUCGUCGACAUGAGCGCCGGCCUCGGCGGCGGCAAGGCGCCCGCGCCUGGCAAAUUGCUCUCCUGCGGGGGCGCCGUCCGCGUGGUGAAGGGGGACAGGGCCCGGCGAGCCGUCAUCACGUUCGUGGACGACGACGCGAACACCGUCGACGUGAUCUAUCCCAGACCUGGCGGCGGGGAGGACGAGGAGGAGGGCGUGGCGGCAAAGUUUGUGCACCAGCUGCUCCCCUUUGAGACCGACGUGGCCGCCCGGGCCGCGGAGCCCGCGGCCUUCGCCGAGAGCCUCUUCCGUGCGGCGGCGGCCGCCAAGGAGCAAGGCAACCAGCUCUUCAAGCUCAAGGACUUCGAGGCUGCGCAGGAGCGCUACACAGCGGUGGCCGACGCUUUCUGCACCAGGCCCCUGAGCAGUGGUCAGCAGGUCCUCCUGGUGGCGAAGAGCGAAGGCAAGUCAGAGCUCAAGUGCCUCACCCUCAUGUCGUAUGACGCCGAGGGCGAGUGCGAGCUGAGCAACGGUGACACGGUCGAGGCAGCGUCUGUCAUGCCCGUGUUCCAGGAGCUGCUCCCGCUGCAGACGUCCGUGUUCAUGAACCGCGCCAGGUGCAGGCAGAACCUGGGCCUCCACCAGGGCGCGGCCCACGACCUGACGGUCGUGCUUGGCCUCUGGGCCUCGGCGGACAAGCGGAUGCUCGAGUCGGACCCCGAGAUGAAGGAGGCUUCAGCGAAGGGCUUGUACACAGCCGAGUAUCUGCGGGGGCGUUCGCGUCUGGCCCUGGGCUUUGCCAAGGCGGCCGCGGACGACGUGAAGGCCGCCCUCGCGCGCGCGCCACCACCGGCCACGGUGAAGCAGCUGCGGGAGCUAAAGGUCGAGGUGCAGGCGGCCCAGGAGAAGUACCGGCAGACCAACGGCCCGCUCGUGAAGGAGCUGGCCAAGCUGGUGAUCUCGCUCCGCGGGGGACCCAAGAUAUCGUGAGGAUGGUCAGGGCAGCUGGAACCACAGGUACGGUGAGGUGUGCCCUCCUCCUCUCACUCUUGCCUCUUUCUCCUGUUCCCCCUGUUUACGUGCACUCCUCCUCCUCCUCCUCCUCCUCCGCCCUGGCCGCCGUCGACCGCCUCAACAUCACGAAGUAGCCCCCUGAGGCCUAGGCUCCCCGCCGCCGCGGCCCGCUGCCGCGUCGCACAGGAGCCCGCCCUCAGGCUACUGGCGCUCUUCGUCCUCCUCCUCCUCCUCCCCCUCCUCCUCCUCC